This is a messenger RNA of Kuraishia capsulata CBS 1993, 267 nucleotides long. RefSeq lists its product as uncharacterized. The transcript has a single exon. Bases 1 to 267 code for a protein of 88 amino acids. Gene Ontology annotation, molecular function: carbohydrate:proton symporter activity. NCBI's taxonomy places the organism in Eukaryota, Fungi, Ascomycota, Pichiomycetes, Pichiales, Pichiaceae. Gene Ontology annotation, cellular component: membrane. Gene Ontology annotation, biological process: carbohydrate transport. The record is from RefSeq and is a predicted model, not a curated record.
AUGAAGGUGACUUACGAGGAGCUCAAGCUAAUCACACAGUCAUUGACCCACCUCGAAUGUUUCAAGAAAAAGGAUAUUAAGAGAAUAUUCACAAUUCUGUUUGCAUUUUUUAUGCAACCGAUGUCGGGAGUCACCUUCAUUUCCUCGUAUUCUACCCACUAUUUCCAGCACACAGGGUGGUCUACCCAAUGUUCAUAUCAGUUGAGUUGUGGCGGUCAGGCGUUGUCGGUCACUGGUGUCAUUACGUCAUGGUUCAUCAUCGACUGA